Propithecus coquereli (Coquerel's sifaka) is the source of this 1318-nucleotide messenger RNA. RefSeq names its product 1-acylglycerol-3-phosphate O-acyltransferase 5 (gene AGPAT5). The coding region runs from base 105 to 1199 and encodes 364 amino acids. Gene Ontology annotation, cellular component: endomembrane system; mitochondrion. Gene Ontology annotation, molecular function: acyltransferase activity. The transcript is spliced from 8 exons. NCBI's taxonomy places the organism in Eukaryota, Metazoa, Chordata, Mammalia, Primates, Indriidae. The record is from RefSeq and is a predicted model, not a curated record.
GGCCCGGGCCCGGGCGGUGAGGGGCGGCGGCGGGCCCGGCUGGCCGCGGCUGAGGGCCCCGGGCGCAGAGAGCAGGCGGAGCCCUCGGCCGCCGAGCCGGGAAGAUGCUGCUGUCCCUAGUGCUCCACACUUACUCGAUGCGCUACCUGCUGCCGAGCGUCGUGCUCCUGGGCACGGCGCCCACCUACAUGCUGGCCUGGGGGGUCUGGCGGCUGCUCUCCGCCUUCCUGCCCGCUCGCUUCUACCAGGCGGUGGACGACCGGCUCUACUGCAUCUACCAGCGCAUGGUGCUCUUCUUCUUCGAGAACUACACCGGGGUGCAGAUAUUGCUAUAUGGAGAUUUGCCGGAAAAUAAAGAAAAUAUAAUAUAUUUAGCAAAUCAUCAAAGCACAGUUGACUGGAUUGUUGCUGACGUCCUAGCCAUUAGGCAGAAUGCUCUUGGACAUGUGCGCUAUGUGCUGAAAGAUCGCCUAAAAUGGCUUCCACUGUAUGGGUGUUAUUUUCCUCAGCAUGGAGGAAUCUACGUAAAGCGAAGUGCCAAAUUUAAUGAAAAAGAAAUGAGAAACAAGCUGCAGAGCUACGUGAACACAGGAACUCCGAUGUAUCUUGUGAUUUUCCCAGAAGGUACAAGAUAUAAUCCACGACAAACAAAACUCCUUUCAGCUAGUCAGGCAUUUGCUGCUCAAAAAGGCCUUGCAGUAUUAAAACAUGUGCUGACACCAAGAAUAAAGGCAACUUAUGUUGCUUUUGAUUCUAUGAAGAAUUACUUAGAUGCAAUUUAUGAUGUUACAGUGGUGUACGAAGGGAAAGAUGACAGAGGGCAGCGCAAAGAGUCCCCAUCCAUGACUGAAUUUCUCUGCAAAGAGUGUCCAAAAAUUCAUAUUCAUAUUGAUCGUAUAGACAAAAAAGAUGUCCCAGAAAACCAAGAAUAUAUGAGAAGAUGGCUUCAUGAACGUUUUGAAAUAAAAGAUAAGUUGCUUAUAGAAUUCUAUGAUUCACCAGAUCCAGAAAGAAGAAACAAAUUUCCUGGGAAAAGUGUUAAUUCCAAAUUAAGUAUCAAGAAGACUUUACCAUCAGUGUUGAUCUUAAGUAGUUUGACUGCGGGCAUGCUUAUGACCGAGACCGGAAGGAAACUGUAUAUAAACACAUGGGUGUAUGGAACCUUGCUGGGCUGCUUGUGGGUCACUGUUAAAACAUAAACAGGGAGCCAUCUCCAAGCAGUGGGAUAUGCUACAUUGUCUGUUUUGGGCGGCUCCACAUUACAUCAAAUCGUUUCCUGAAUUUAAUAAGAAGUGUAAAUAAAGCCUUGUUGAUCGAA